AUGCUCUCACGUGUUGCUGCAGUCAUGGCGCCCCGCACACACAACCGUCGCCGCGUGACCGGAUCCAGCGGGAGGAGGAGGGAAGGAAGAGAGAGUGAGCCGCAGAGGCCCAACAUGUUGCGGCGUUUGUUUACUUCCGCGCUGCUGCUUCUCCUUUUUGUGAUGAUGUGCUGCGGCAAUGGUGUUGAAGCUGAUGUACGGGCGUCAGGCCCAGGAUCUUUACCGAAGACAUAUUUUGUUUGGAGAGACAAGAAAGGUGAAGAAACGGUGAUUUCUCUCCGUGUUCCCAGUCUUGUUGAGGUGAAAGGUGAUGUCUUUGCCGUUGCCGAGGCGCCGUGCAAGAAUGGCGGUGAAAAAGUAUUUACUGGAAUUGCCUCGGAGCUCCUGACAUUGAGUGAUGAAGAAUCAAAAGAAUUGGGUACAAAUGCAGUAAAGACACAAGUGCUGGAGGAAUGUCCAUUUGAUGAGAAAAGCGCCUGCCAUAUAGCGGGUCAGGAUGAUUCCAAAACCCAUACGAGAGUACUUUUGAGCCGACCAACAACAGUUGUGAAGGGAAGUGAUAUUUACAUGCUUGCUGGGAAUUACAGUUGGAAACUUGCCGCUGGUGUUCAGGGAGCUGACGCAGGCGACUGGGGACUCGUGCUGGUGAAAGGGAACGUCAGUAAAGAAGAAAGUCAAAAAAGAAUCUUUUGGAAUGAUACUUACGCUAUCCCGUGGAAUUAUAACAAACAAAAUGAAUCCUUGACGCGUCUAAUUGGCGGCGGUGGAACGGGUGUUAAGAUGAAGGACGGUACGCUUGUGUUCCCAGUGGAAGGCACGAGGAAAAAGACGACGAACAAGGUUGGCACUGAAGAGGAUGAAAAGACCGUAUCGCUGAUCAUCCACUCCUUGAAGGAUACUAAUAGUUGGACGCUGUCGAAGGGGAUGUCUGACGGUGGCUGCAGUGAUCCCUCCGUCGUGGAGUGGGGGGAGAAGGACAAAAAACUCAUCAUGAUGACUGCGUGUGAUGAUGGCCGCCGCAGGGUGUACGAGUCCGGUGACAAGGGGGAGUCGUGGACGGAGGCGCUCGGGACACUCUCGCGCGUGUGGGGCAACAAAAAGAGUGAAGGUGGCGUUAGAAGCGGGUUCAUCACAGCGACGAUUGACGGUGUUGAAGAUAAUAACAGGAAUGUGAUGCUCGUUACUCUGCCGGUGUAUCCCAGGGAGGACAGCAAAAAAGUAACGGACAAUAGAAAGGGAAAACUCCAUCUUUGGCUGACGGACAAUACGCACAUUGUUGAUAUUGGGCCGGUAUCUAAUGAUGAUGAUGACGCUGCUGCCAGCUCCCUGUUGUACAAAAGUGGGAAAAGUGAAGAUAAGAAGGAGGAGUUGAUCGCACUGUACGAGAAGAAGAAGGGCGAUGGAAAAAAACCAUCACCCGGUAUGGUCUCUGUGCUUCUGACUGAGCAGCUGCAGCGUGUGAAGGAUGUGCUGGCGACGUGGAAGGAAGUGGACGGACGUGUCUCCAAGCUUUGCUCCUCAAGUGCUGAGGAGAGUGCCCCACCUAACACUGCCUGCAGCGCUGCCAUGCCGACGGAUGGGCUGGUUGGCUUUUUGUCGGACAACAUCUUUGGAAAUACAUGGAAGGACGAGUACCUCGGGGUGAACGCCACAGUAAAUAAGAAAGAUGGGGAAACAGGGGAGACAGGGGCAAAAAAGACUUCCGAUGGUGUGAAGUUCCAUGGUGCGUGGGCGGAGUGGCCCGUUGGCGAGCAGGGGGAGAAUCAGCCGUACCACUUUGCGAACUACAACUUCACUCUUGUGGCGACGGUGUCCAUCGACGGCGUGCCGAAGGAGGGUUCUCCCAUUUCUUUGUUGGGUGCGAAGUGGAUUGACGAUAAUAAUCCAGUACUUCUGGGACUGUUGUACAACAAAGAAAAGAAGUGGCAGGUGCUGUGCGGUGGCGGAACUCCUAAGGAGCCCAGCAGCACAUCGGAGGCAACAACACACCACGUGGUAAUUUUGUUACGGAACGGCACCCAAGGCUCCGCGUACGUCGAUGGUCGGCGUGUAUUGGGAGAUGCAGAAUGUGAUUUGAAAAAUACGAAAGAUAAAAAGAUCUCCCACUUCUACAUUGGAGGGGAUGGAAACAGUGCGGGCGGCGUCUCAGAUGUCCAAGACGUCUCUGUGACGGUGACGAACGUGUUGCUGUACAACCGCCCGUUGGAUGACAGUGAGAUUAAUGCGCUUAACACAAAACUUUCUAUUCCAAAAGCAAAAGAUGCAAAAACAGUGAAGGUUACUCCACCAGAGGCAAGUAAACAAGCUACGCCGGAAGCCGGAACUCCGUCUGGUCUUGGCGGGCAACAGCGGACUGAACAGGAUUCGUUGAAGAAAAGUGACGAUGCGGGGAGUGGCGGUUUAUCCACGUCAGCGGUGUCCAGUGUCACGAAUUCCCCAGCAGCCAAAGAGUCCGAAGACCAGUCAGCGUCGGGAACAUCUCCCGAAGGACAUUCGAAUGUGGAUGUUGAUUCUUCGUCCGAGGGAGUUCAAACGGUGGAUGCCGAAACUGGAGACACGGUGCAGGGAGAUGGAACACAACAACCGUCAGUGGGCACUCCCGCCACAGCAGAUACAAAUGCCCCUACCGCUGAAACCAUGGCGCACGAUGGAACCGCCGUGACACCUGAGGUGGGAGGGCACUCUGCUGCGAGUGGGGAAAAGGUGGGAGGGACGGAUGGUCAGAAAGGGGAAGAUCUCCAUGCACGGGACGGUGAAGUAAAGGCUGCGGCACUCAACAGCAGUCUCGGAAAUGUGUCGCAGGGGAAUAACAGCGAUGCCGGCACUGUGCGUGGGAGCGGACUGCUGCCGCUGCUCCUUCUGUUGGGACUGUGGGGUUUAGCGGCUCUGUGA
Molecule: messenger RNA, 2892 nt
Organism: Trypanosoma cruzi
Lineage: Eukaryota; Euglenozoa; Kinetoplastea; Trypanosomatida; Trypanosomatidae
Product: trans-sialidase, putative
Exons: 1
Coding region: 1-2892 (963 amino acids)
Molecular function (GO): exo-alpha-sialidase activity
Source: RefSeq, a predicted model, not a curated record